AUGGCCGGGUCCUCCUCCAGGUCUAACGAGACCCAUUCGAGACAUCCAACCCCACAAGCGCCUGCGAUCCUAUCCCGCGACUCCGAUAUUGAAGACACUUCUGCUGCAUUAAAAAGGACAUCAAGAGAUGGAGGGAAUUCUACCGAGUUGCGCAAGUUGCAUCACUCUCCAUUGCGACGUGGUGCUGGAGGACACAUUCAAGAUACGGUCCCAGUGAACGAAAAUGAAAAUGAAAGCGAUAGUGACAGCGAUGAAGAUCCCCGAUACAAGCGUCGCCUGCAGAGGGUGUCGACCAUGUCCAAAGAAUAUACCGAUGAAGAGGAAGCUGCCGUCGUACGGAAGCUCGAUCGCAAACUCGUUAUACUCCUAGGUUUCUUGUAUAUGCUGAGUUUUCUGGAUAGAUCAAAUAUCGGCAAUGCUCGCAUCGCUGGGCUAGAAAAGGACUUGUCUCUGUCCUCUGCCCAGUAUGACUGGCUUUUGACGGCCUUUUACAUCACAUAUAUUGGCUUCGAGUGGAUGAUCCUGCUGUAUCGACUUGUCCCAGCACAUGUGUACAUCUCUCUAUGUGUAUUGACAUGGGGGGUGGUUGCAAGUUUCCAAAGCAUAACGACAUCUUUCUCUCAACUUCUCAUCCUUCGCGGUCUACUCGGUAUCACAGAAGCAGCGUUUGGACCGGGGGUUCCCUUCUAUAUGACUUUCUUCUAUCGGCGGUCUGAAUUGGCUUAUCGUGUCGGUUUGCAGAUAUCGGCUGCACCACUAGCCACUAGUUUUGCCAGUUCACUCGCGUGGAUCAUUGUCAAGCUAAGUCAAAAUGGACCCAUCGCACCAUGGAGAGCUUUGUUCUUGGUCGAAGGCUUCCCUUCCAUCUUCGCCGCUGUCGCAGCGUGGUAUUAUAUUCCAGAUUCACCAUCCAAAGUGAGGUACCUCACACCAAGAGAACGAAAAGUCGCCGUGAUGCGGUUGCAAUCCGAACAACAAACCUCGCAUUCUCGUUCUGAUUCAGCAUCUACCAUGACUCUUGCCGAACGAUUGAACCUGAAGGACAUUUUGACCACUAUCCUUGACCCCAAAUCCUACCUGACUGCAUUGAUGUUUCUAAGCGUCAAUGUCGCAUUCAGUUCAUUGCCAGUCUUCCUCCCCACGAUUAUCAGCAGCAUGUCAUUCUCCCCUCUGGCCUCUCAAGCCCUAGCGGCACCGCCCUAUCUGUUCGCAUUCUUUUUCGUCCUAAUUAUUGGACGAUAUAGCGACAAAUACGCCGAUUCACGAUCACUGUUCCUCAUUGGAGUGUCUUUACUCAGCGCUAUAUCGUACGCCGGUAUCGCUCUCGCCGGCUCUCUCCAUGAAGCCCUAGGCGAUGUGGGCGGUAUUACGAUCCGCUAUAUAGGGGUAUAUGGUGCAGCGAUGGGUCUCUUUGCAUCCGUCACGCUGAUAAUCACUUGGACUCUCAACAAUCAAGCCACUGCGACCAGCAAGGGGACGGGACUUACGAUCCUUAAUGUCAUAGGCCAAUGUGGCCCUCUAAUCGGAGUCCACCUGUUCCCCGAAAGCCAAGGCCCUUUCUACAUCCAAGGAAUGGCCGUCUGUGCCGGUUUCAUGGCCCUUGGUGUUGCGGGGUUGGCUUUCGUGCUGAGAAUCGUGCUCAAGCGAGCGAACUCCAAGAAUGGUUUCUACACUGGUGGCGGUGGGAAGGGCCCAGAAGAGUAUGAGAUGGUCGAGUCGAACAUCCGGAGUAAAGACGAUGAUCAGGAUACUGAAGAGGUCGAGCAGACGCUGAUGGGCGCAGGGAGGAAGUUUAAUGCCGAGAGUGGUGGGGGAUUUCGUUACAUGCUUUGA
Exophiala bonariae is the source of this 1833-nucleotide messenger RNA. RefSeq lists its product as uncharacterized. The transcript has a single exon. NCBI's taxonomy places the organism in Eukaryota, Fungi, Ascomycota, Eurotiomycetes, Chaetothyriales, Herpotrichiellaceae. Gene Ontology annotation, biological process: transmembrane transport. Bases 1 to 1833 code for a protein of 610 amino acids. Gene Ontology annotation, molecular function: transmembrane transporter activity. The record is from RefSeq and is a predicted model, not a curated record. Gene Ontology annotation, cellular component: membrane.